AUGCUUUAUCCUUAUUCGAACAACGAUUAUACAGCUCGUACUCAUGACAGUUAUUUGAAAUCUGCUCGAGAAGCUGUUAAAAAAUCAAAAGGUCAUAAAGAAGUAGCAGUUAAUGGUAUAAAAGGUCUGUCAUAUUUAUUUGAAAUAUUUCGUUAUCCAGAUCAAAUUAUAUAUGACUAUAUGCACCUUGUGUGUCUAUGUCAUAUCCCAUCUUUGAUAAGCCGAUGGUGCUCAUGUCUUAACAAGUUGUCAAUACUAGAUAUUGACAAAAAACUUCAACGAUUACGUACUCCACACAAUAUAAAAGUUGUUUUUUUAGAAUCGAUCAAAGUAGCAUCUCUAUGGAAAGCAAAAAAUUCACGUUUAUUUGUACUAUAUGUUGGAGUACCAAUAAUGGUUAAUCAUUUACCAACACUUCUUUUCUCUCAUUUUAUUAUAUAUUCAUUAGCAAUUAAACUCCUACAUGCACCUCAAUCAAAAGAAGAUAUAUUACUUGGUGAACGUCUUCUCGAUUACUAUUGUCGAACAGCAUCAAAGGUCUAUGAUUCUUUUAUUGAAAUUUUUUCUUUACAUGCACAUUUACAUCUUGGUCAUCAAGUUCGUUUACAUGGUGGCUUAGCACAUACAUCAGCGUUUUCUUUUGAGUCAGCCAUCCGUUAUAUAAAAAAAAAUGCUCAUGGUAGCACUAAUGUUGCUAGUCAAAUUGCAUAUUGGAAUAAUCUUCGAUGUACAACACAAAUGAAAAAAUUUAAUUUAGUAACAAAUUCUCUUAUGGAUGUGAGUGAAGAAAAUGGAAAUAUUUAA
Molecule: messenger RNA, 804 nt
Organism: Rotaria sp. Silwood2
Lineage: Eukaryota; Metazoa; Rotifera; Eurotatoria; Philodinida; Philodinidae
Source: the annotation of a GenBank genome assembly